Molecule: messenger RNA, 452 nt
Organism: Ixodes scapularis (black-legged tick)
Lineage: Eukaryota; Metazoa; Arthropoda; Arachnida; Ixodida; Ixodidae
Exons: 4
Coding region: 124-438 (104 amino acids)
Source: RefSeq, a predicted model, not a curated record
GUCGACCAGCACGCCCUAGUCUGCCAAGACCUGCGUCGGUGAUCGGUCGUGACUUUUUCCGUGCGACGUGAUAAACCUUUGUGAACACAACGGAAUAUUUGGAGCAUUGCGGCACCUCUUUUUAUGCUGAGCCAUGGAUGUCAACUGGAUAACACGAUGAGCUUGACGUGGAAGACACGUGGCGACGUGGGAGGUGGUGACUGGCGACGCUCUGGCCUAACUAGAACCCGGAACGCUUCACCGAACCAAGUGAACCGGAACGGGCUGCCAGCGGGGAGCCUGAUGUUCCGAAUGACCGGUUUGCCGACGAAAAAGAAGGCGUGGGGUAACAAUGACGCUUCUUCCAGAGCUGUGUUGGAAAGGUGCAUCCAAGGAUGUCUUUCUUCCGUACGCACGGUUGCGAAAACAUGGCGCAGCGCAGGCACAUACGACUCGUAGGACAAAAUACCAUA